UCAAACAUUUUUGCAUAUCACUUAUCCACUGAAGAUAUCAUCCAACUCCUCCGACAAUUAUAUGGGUGAUGAUGAUGAGAGCAUUCAGGUUUACAAUCUUACCAUAAAUCAGAAGUUGUACACAGUCCACCUGAAACAACAAUCCUUUUUGCCGAACGAUUUUAUGAUUUAUACAUACAACGCUGCAGGCUUUGUGCAACCCAAUUCCCCACAAAUUCAGAAUGAAUGCUACUAUCAAGGGCAUAUCCAAGGGUUCCCCAACUCUGUGGCAAUACUCAGCACUUGCUCUGGACUCAGAGGACUGCUACAGUUUGAGAAUAUCAGCUAUGGGAUUGAGCAUCUGGAAUCCUCAACUACGUUUGAGCACCUAAUUUAUGAAAUAAACAGCAAAAAUGUCGUAGGCCCACUUUGGACAGAAAAUCCCACCGAUGUAGACAACCAAAUGAUGACUGGACAUGCAUCUUAUAAGCUGCUUUCAGAUACUGUGCCACUGUCAGAUACUACUAAAAGCCACAGGUACAUAGAAGUCUAUGUUGUUCUGGAUAAGGAUUUGUUCAACUAUAUGGGUGGAAACCCUGAUUACGUAACUCAGAACAUCGUGCAGGUUAUCGGCUUUGUUAAUAGUAUGUUUGCUGACAUUAAUGUAACAAUUGUACUUUCCUCUUUGGAGUUCUGGACAGACUAUAAUAAAAUCUCUGUUGUAGGAGAACCUGAUGAAUUGCUCCAGAGGUUUUUACAAUGGACAAAUUCAUACCUUGUUCUGCGACCGCAUGAUCUGGCCUUUUUGUUUGCUUACAGAGAGAAGCCAAAUUAUGUGGGAGCAGCUUUUACAGGGAAAUUGUGCCUCCGAAACUUUGAUGCGGGAGUCGCUCUGUAUGAAAAGGCAGUAACUUCGGAGACGUUUUCUGUCAUUCUGGCCCAGCUGCUGGGUUUCAACCUGGGGAUGGAAUAUGAAGACGGCAAAGAGUGCAAAUGCCCAGGACACAUCUGUAUAAUGCACACAGAUGCAGUUAAUUCAAAUGGAAUUAAGAAAUUCAGCAGCUGCAGCAUUGCAGACUUCCAAAAUUUUAUUAAGUUCAGAAGCGCCCCUUGCCUUUCUAAUCGGCCAAAUUUAAAAUUAUACACUAAGAAGAGGAUGGCAAAUGGCAAACCGGCUUGUGGGAAUGGUAUUUUGGAACCUGGAGAGAAAUGCGAUUGCGGCACCCCUGAGUUUAAACCAAGAAACACAAUAUGUAGACAAGCAAAGGACAAGAACUGUGAUUUUCCUGAGUACUGCAACGGGAGUUCAGCUUCCUGCCCGGUCAAUGUUUAUGUUCAGAAUGGCUUCAGUUGUGCUUCGGACACCGGCUUCUGUUAUGAUGGAUCCUGUCAGUCAGCUGACCUGCACUGCCAGGAGCUCUUUGGAAUACGGUCAAGAAAUGCUCCGCAAGUGUGUUACGAAGAAGUGAAUAGCCAGACCGAUAGAUUUGGACACUGCGGCCUUGAUGGAAAAAAGAAAUUUAAGACUUGCUCUUUUCGGGAUAUCAGAUGUGGAAAGUUACUUUGCAUGUAUCCCUACGAAACUCCUUUUACUAAAAUAAAUGUUCCCGUCUUGUAUACCCCGGUGAAGGACGCUGUCUGUGUGUCUUUGGACCUUAAACAGCCAGAAGGCACACCAGACCCUAUGAUGGUGAAGGAGGGUACAAAAUGUGGACUUGGUAAGGUUUGCAUCAGACAAAUAUGUGAAAAUUAUGACAUUCUCAAGUAUGAUUGUGAUCCUCUGAAAAAAUGCUCAGGGCAUGGUGUGUGCAACAACAAAAGAAAUUGCCACUGUAACCCAGGAUGGGCUCCUCCAGACUGCAGAAAAAAAGGGAAUCCACUGGGAGGGAGUCUUGAUAGCGGAUUUCGACAUCUGGAAUCAGAUAUUGCAGAAAAGGCCAUGGAAGACAAGAUGCGGACAUGGAUCCUGCUCAGCAUUUUUCUCUUCCUGCCCAUUAUUAUUGGGAGCACCAUUCUGGCUGUGAAGUGGAAGCGUAUCAACAAGUAUUGCUUGGAAGAUGAUGAACUGGAAGAAGAUUCGGCAUCGUAUUCUAGAUCGGAAGAGAGUAGCACGACAGACAAAACAAGUUUCAGCCAAACAGACCUGAUGUGAAGGGAGGAAAAUCGCACAGCUGCUCUCCAAGCAAGAAAGGAGAAAGCGAGAUCAUUACACGUCUAUGUAUUACCAUAUGCCAUAUAAUAAAUCAUCAUUUGCAUGUA
This is a messenger RNA of Python bivittatus (Burmese python), 2238 nucleotides long. Its product is annotated as disintegrin and metalloproteinase domain-containing protein 32. Gene Ontology annotation, molecular function: metalloendopeptidase activity. The record is from RefSeq and is a predicted model, not a curated record. Gene Ontology annotation, cellular component: plasma membrane. NCBI's taxonomy places the organism in Eukaryota, Metazoa, Chordata, Lepidosauria, Squamata, Pythonidae. Gene Ontology annotation, biological process: male gonad development; proteolysis; binding of sperm to zona pellucida.